Molecule: messenger RNA, 1267 nt
Organism: Nymphaea colorata (pocket water lily)
Lineage: Eukaryota; Viridiplantae; Streptophyta; Magnoliopsida; Nymphaeales; Nymphaeaceae
Product: probable WRKY transcription factor 40
Exons: 5
Coding region: 153-1076 (307 amino acids)
Biological process (GO): regulation of DNA-templated transcription
Molecular function (GO): sequence-specific DNA binding; DNA-binding transcription factor activity
Source: RefSeq, a predicted model, not a curated record
ACGUGUGCGGUGUGCCACCUUUCUUUCUCCUCUCGCCAGCCCAUCGAAGACGUGUUCAGUUCGAACUUUUCCUCUGCAAUUACUUUUCUUUGGUACCGGGAGGCCCAGAAAGAAGAAAGGUCGGGAGGAAGACGGCGCAGAGAGGCAAGGGCAUGCUGCAGAUCAGGCAGGAAGACAUGGAGAGCUCUUGUGCUGUUGGUCUGUCACUUGGGUUCGAUCUGAACUCGUGCCCACCUCGUCGCUCCUCCCAUGAGAUCAAGAAGCCGCCGGAAUUCAAAUUUACAGAGCUCCAAGUCCAACCACGGGGCGGCGGAGAGGCGAAGGCGGUGUUGGAGGCGGAGCUGAGCAGGAUGAGCGAGGAGAACCAGCGGCUGAGCAGGAUGCUGGGGGAGAUGUGCGAGAGCUACAACGCCCUCCAGGCGCAGCUGGCGUCGUUGACCAGGAAGAGGAAGGAGGAAGCGCGGCACGGCGCCAACGCGGAGAGCAGCUCCAGCGAGGACUCUUCCAAGCGGCCACGCGACGCCCUGGCCUCGCGAACAGCCACCCAUCUCAUCUCCCGCGUCCACUUCAAGACCGACCCCUCCGACACCAGCCUGCUGGUAAAGGAUGGUUAUCAGUGGAGGAAAUAUGGGCAGAAAGUGACGAGGGACAACCCAUCUCCAAGAGCUUACUUCAAGUGCUCCUUUGCACCCACUUGCCCCGUUAAGAAGAAGGUGCAAAGAAGUGCAGAAGACCGGUCGAUCUUGGUGGCGACGUACGAAGGCGAGCACAACCACGCGCUGCCGUCGCCGAACGACGCGCCCACCAGCUCUAAUGGGUCGCAGCCCGGCGCCGACUCCCCGCUGCCUUGCUCCGUCUCCGUCACAGCUUCCCGGCCCACCGUCACCCUCGACCUGACCCGGGCUAAGCCCAAGGGGGAGGAGCCCUCCCCGCCGGGCCAUGGUCACGCCGAUCUCCAGAAACUGGUGGUGGAGCAUAUGGCCUCUUCUUUGACGAAGGACCCCAACUUCACCGCCGCUCUCGCCUCCGCCCUUUCCGGCAAAAUCUCCCUGCGACCACUGUCCGGCCAAGAUUGAAUUGGAAAGAAAUCGAAACCCAUCGCCAGAAAGCCAACUGCGGAAAAGAAAAAGAGAGAAGGAUCUUUGUUACGCUUGUUUUCACAAGCAAAUGCAAUUGUAAAUAGUUUGGCUUCCAGUAAAUUCUGUAGUUUGAAAUUCAAGCCUCGUUUUAUUAUCACGUGAAAAGAAAAAUAUCUUUUUCUCACCAA